Molecule: messenger RNA, 844 nt
Organism: Teleopsis dalmanni
Lineage: Eukaryota; Metazoa; Arthropoda; Insecta; Diptera; Diopsidae
Molecular function (GO): protein binding
Source: RefSeq, a predicted model, not a curated record
GAAUAAAGCUUGAUCAGUUGCCAAUUGAGAUUCUAUUUCUUAUUUUCAAUAAUUUGGAUGCCAUAUCAUUAAAUGCAUUACGGAGCACUACCUAUCGUAUGCAAAAAUUAAUUGAUGAAUAUAUAUUGCACAAGAUAGACGUAAAAAUAUGUCAAAAUGAUUUGCAUUCAGUUGUAUUUAAAAUCAUUUAUGAAUUUAUGGAUAUUGUAAUUGAAUCAGAAGCUAAAAAGAUUGAUUUUUUAAUGAACUAUCAUGGAAUACAUUAUGGAAAUAUAUGUUGUGAAAUGGAAAACUUUAACGUAGUCGCGGACGUGAUGCUUAUCCUGCUAAUGAGUACAAACAAGAACUUAAGCAAACCAGUUGCGGAUAUCGCAAAUACGUUUUUUCACUAUUCAAUAUUUAAACUAACUAAAGAGUACAUAAAACCUGAAUAUACAAAAUAUACAGUAUGUCUCAAUAACGAUCUUGACUUUGUUUUUGAAGAGGAUCAUAAGGACGAUUUGGACAUUCCGAAAGCAUUUCGGUUAGCAACUAUGUUCUUGCAGAAAAUAGAUGUCAACUGGACUCGAAAAAAAGAUAUGUUUACAAUGGGAACUAUGGAACAGUACAAUAAAUCAAUAAUAAGUAUAAAAUUAAGUGGGCCCCUGGAGGUAUUGAAAUUAAUACAUGAAAAUAGUGACUACAAGAACAUCGCAAGAGUUCUAAAUAUUGUGGUCAUGGAUAAAGAUCAAAAUAUAACUUUUAAAUAUUGUUUCGAAAAGUACAGCGUAAGACUUCAACAAAAAAAAGUUAUUACAUAUUACUUCAAUUCAUUUGGGCAAGUGAAAUCUGCAAUAUUUUAAUU